Messenger RNA from Tigriopus californicus, 2195 nucleotides. RefSeq names its product trace amine-associated receptor 8c-like. Gene Ontology annotation, cellular component: membrane. Gene Ontology annotation, molecular function: corazonin receptor activity. The transcript has 6 exons. Gene Ontology annotation, biological process: neuropeptide signaling pathway. The record is from RefSeq and is a predicted model, not a curated record. Bases 151 to 1578 code for a protein of 475 amino acids. Lineage: Eukaryota; Metazoa; Arthropoda; Copepoda; Harpacticoida; Harpacticidae.
AAGGAGCCCUUGGGUGAAUAAGUGAAUGAAUAGAAGCCGAAACGGUUCGUUCCCUUGUGAAGAUUGGAGGUCAGAAGAGAUCGUUUAUCAGCACGUGUCCACCAUCUAUCUUUAUUUAUCCCCGUACCUUUUGACAGGGUCAAACGCGGGAUGACAGAAUAUCACUCGGACCCCCAUGGAGGGCUCCCACCCACAAUCCCACCCCCUAAAUGGAUUGAAAACGCCUCCUGUUAUUCGCCUCUCCUCUUGGACAACGUCAAUGCCGUGAACUUGUUGAGCGUGUCUUGGGUGGAUUUCUUGAAGGCGUUCCUCAUCCUAUCCACCACGAUCUUGAGUGUGAUCAUCAAUCUCGCCUUCUUCAUGAUCCUGAACACCAAGUUUUACUGUAAAUGGUUGAGACCACAACCCCGAUACAUCUUGAGUGCUCUGGCUCUCAAUGACUUGGGCACAGGAUGCUUCGUCACUAUGUUCGGAAUCUAUCCCUCACUUUUCGAGUGCUGGCCAUUUGGAGAGACAUUUUGUCAAAUUCAGGCGCUUUUGCGAGGCUCGUUUUCUCAGCACUCCUCGUUAAUAUUGAUCAUCUUGGCCUGUGAGAGGUACAUCUCGUCCGUGCAUCCAUUCUCGUACAAGCAUAUGUGCAAUAAAAAGAUUUGUCUCACCGUGAUCCUGAUGUCCUGGGUUUUGUCCGUCUUGUUCUACUCUGGAAUUGUUCUGCAUCCAACGGGAUUUCACUUCAAUACUCAUGGUCUAAUGCUCUGUGAACCAUACCAGCUCUCGAACAACGCACUGAUUCUGGCUUCCUGUCUCUUCUAUUUCCCAACGACAAUGGUUCUUAUGUAUUGCUAUGGAACUAUAUUUCACUCGUCCAAGGCCAAUCCUCAGUACAGGAAGACACUUUUUGCCACCCUCCCGUACUUGGUGGGGGGUCAAAUGGCAGCAAACCAAACGGAAAAGUUUUGGGAGGAACAAGAGCGCAGUGAAUUGGCCUCAAGAUCAUCGGCAGCCAUUUCCUUGACAUUUAUCAUUGUCGUCACUCCAUGGGCCAUACAGCAAGUGAUCACAUCUUGUACGAGAACAACUUCUCCAGCAUCCGUGGAUUUUUUCGUUUCUUGGCUCGCGGCCACUCAUACGUUCUGGUCACCGAUUAUCUAUUGGAUGUUGAAUGAAAAAUUUCAACAAGCAUCCCAUCGGUAUCUUAUACGACAAGUUCUUUGCCGACCGUUACCCUUGGAUUGGAACUUUUCGUGUGAAAGUGAUGGUGACAACUGCUCUCCCGAUGCGGGCAAUAACCCGGCAGUCCACCAUCCUCAAGUUCAUGAGAAGAUGUGGGGUGAAAUAUUAGAAAAGUCAUUCUCGAUUAGGGAUUUAUCCGACGUCGGCGAUGAAGAUUCCCAAGUCUUUUCCUCAACAUCGAGCUCAGCCAGUUGCCCACACUCCCAAGGAAACCACAAUCACCAUCCUCUGCCCACAAUGAUCUCAGAUAUAAGUGAAAGAGGUUCUGGGCAAAGGGUAUUACUGAAUGGUAAAAAAGCAAGACCAACGCCCAAUUGUAAUGGCCAAGUUACAAGCUCCAUUUAAGAGGCAAUCAAAAUUGAAGUUGCCAUAACAUACAUACACAAUAUGUAGAGAAAUGGAACGAGAGAAGAAAUCUUUUAGAAAAAUAUGCAGUUUAUUGUAUGAUAAGAAAAUCUUUCCUUAAUUACCUUAUGACGAGACAGGACGAAUGGAUUAAGAACACCCUCGAGAAACAAGUAAAGCCCUUGCUUUAGGGUGAAAAGACAACUUGCAUAUGGUUUAUGUCAGUGUUGCACUACCCAAAAAUCAGUCUCAAAAACGUAGUUAGAAAUUCUACCGGAAAGGCACAUCAUUCAAAUAUUUUUUCACAACAAUCUUGUCCGCAGCAUCCAAUCAGUUCUUCUCGCAUCUAUCACUUAACUUGUUGCGCUCGCGAGAAGCUCAUCAUUCAGAAAACAUCAACUUGGGAUGACAGAUUCCGGAUUCAAAGCAUAAUUUGAUGGAAAGAAUUAGGUUGGCUACUGGACGUCUCUGACGCUAAAGCCGAAUCUAACGCCGAUACCAAUCCAAAAUCAAAGUCCGUCAAAUCGGAGGAACUGACCUCCGUCUUCAUGAAUUCUUCAUAAUAGGGACUCUCAUCCAUGCUUUCCGAGAGCGUCGAGAGAGGUUGCGAAGCUAAA